UCCUUCCGGGACUGCGACGCCUCCGCUCUGGCUGCCGUCGCCUGCCUCCUGGUCCUCUUUGUCUGGUACUGCUACCACGUGGGGCGGGAGCAGCCCCGCGCCUACACCACGGUCAACGCGCUGAUGCAGAGCGCGGAGGCCAACGGUGUGCAGAACGGCUACGUGUACUGCCACUCGCCCGAGUGCGUGCGCUGCACGCACAACGACGGGCUCAACCAGAAACUCUACCACAACCUGCAGGAGUAUGCCAAGCGCUACUCCUGGUCCGGCAUGGGCAGGAUCCACAAGGGCAUCCGCGAGCAGGGACGCUACCUCAACAGCCGGCCCUCCAUCCAGAAACCAGAAGUCUUCUUCUUGCCCGACUUGCCCACCACACCCUAUUUCUCCCGGGACGCUCAAAAGCACGACGUGGAGUUGCUGGAGCGCAACUUCCAGACCAUCCUGUGCGAGUUUGAGACCCUCUACAAGGCGUUCUCAAACUGCAGCCUCCCGCAAGGAUGGAAAAUGAACAGCACACCCAGCGGCGAGUGGUUCACCUUCUACCUGGUGAACCAGGGCAUGUGUGUGCCCAGGAACUGCCGGAGAUGCCCACGGACGUACAGAUUGCUCGGGAGCCUCCGCACCUGCAUUGGCAACAAUGUCUUUGGGAACGCGUGCAUCUCCGUGCUCAGCCCGGGCACCGUCAUCGCCGAGCACUACGGACCCACCAACAUCCGCAUCCGCUGCCACCUCGGUCUGAAGACACCCAGCAACUGCGAGCUGGUGGUGGGGGGUGAGCCCCAGUGCUGGGCUGAGGGUCGGUGCCUGCUCUUCGACGACUCCUUCCUGCACACGGCGUUCCACGAAGGUGCUCCGGAGGAAGGUCCUCGCGUGGUCUUCAUGGUGGACCUGUGGCACCCCAACGUGGCUGCUGCCGAGCGCCAAGCCCUCGACUUCAUCUUCGCCCCGGGACGAUGA
Molecule: messenger RNA, 957 nt
Organism: Acanthisitta chloris (rifleman)
Lineage: Eukaryota; Metazoa; Chordata; Aves; Passeriformes; Acanthisittidae
Gene: ASPHD2
Product: aspartate beta-hydroxylase domain containing 2
Exons: 3
Source: RefSeq, a predicted model, not a curated record